AUGCACAGCGAGAAACCAGCGACUCAACCCUGGAGACUUUAUGUGGACGGCUCGGUGACGAGAAAUAAAAGCGGGGCGGGAAUAAUAUUAAAGACUCCCGAUGGAUUCAAACAUGAGUACGCCCUGGAAUUUCAAUUCAAGGCAUCAAAUAAUGCGGCUGAGUACGAAGCUUUAAUCGGGGGCUUGCAACUCGCCCGGGGCAUCAGAGUGGAAAGAGUAGAAGUAUUCAGUGAUUCACAGUUGGUUGUAAAUCAGGUCAACGAGAGCUUUGAAGCUAAGGAGCCUCAGUUGCACUCUUACCAAGCAUUAUCAAAAGCCUUCAUGCAACAUUUCAAAUCAGCCUCUCUCUCUCACAUCUCCUGGAAAGCAAACCGUCAUGCAGAUGCCCUCGCCCGGCUAGCCACUGGAGGGCCCGGGAAAGGCAGAAAGAAGACAAGGAUUGAGGUGCUUGGGCAGCCUAGUAUCAGUAAGACAAUCUCUGAGAUAUUCAUGGUUGAGACGGGACCUAGAGAGCCCACAUGGAUGGACCCCAUAAUCGAAUUCAUGAAGGCGGGGGUUCGCCCGGAGGACAGGCGGCAGGCGCGAAAGCUGCAAUCGAGAUGUGCUCGGUACACCCUCAUGAACGGGAAGUUAUACCGCAGAGGUUACAAUCUCCCAAACCUCAAGUGCGUAACAGCGGAAGAAAGAGAAGUGAUCAUGGGAGAAAUCCAUGAAGAGGUGUGCGGGAUCCAGAAUGGAUCCCGGUCGUUAGCACACAAGGUGUUACGCACAGGGUUCUUCUGGCCCAACAUGGGCGCCAUGGCGGAUAGGAUGUCGGCGAGAUGCCAUAAAUGCCAUUUGCACGCCAACGAGAUACAUUCCCCUUCCAUUGCAUUAUCAAUAUUGUUGUCACCCUGGCCUUUUGCGCAAUGGGGCCUUGAUCUCAUCGGGAUACUGCCUACGGCUCCGGGCCAGUUCAAGUACGUGAUAGUAGCUGUUGACUAUUUCACGAAAUGGGUGGAGGCAGAGCCCCUGGGGAAGAUAACCAUUGAGUGUGUGAAGAAUUUCCUGAUGAAGAACAUCUAUUGUAGAUUCGGGGUCUCGGAGACAAUCGUCAAGGACAAUGGCACACAAUUCAAUAAUAACUAUCUAAUUGAAUUCACAAAGGGCAUGGGCACCAAGAUGGUCUUCGCGUCGGUGGCGCACCCGCAGACCAAUGGUCAGGUGGAGGCAGUUAACAAGAUCAUAAAAAACUCCUCAAAAGGAAGUUAG
Messenger RNA from Fragaria vesca subsp. vesca, 1251 nucleotides. RefSeq lists its product as uncharacterized. Gene Ontology annotation, biological process: DNA integration. The coding region runs from base 1 to 1251 and encodes 416 amino acids. The record is from RefSeq and is a predicted model, not a curated record. Gene Ontology annotation, molecular function: RNA-DNA hybrid ribonuclease activity; nucleic acid binding. The transcript has a single exon. NCBI's taxonomy places the organism in Eukaryota, Viridiplantae, Streptophyta, Magnoliopsida, Rosales, Rosaceae.